AUGGGCCCCCGUACCGCCUCCUCAUGCUGCUGCCAGGCCCGUAAUCUGCCAUGGGCCCCUGUAACCGACUCCUCAUGCUGCUGCCAGGCCCGUAAAUCUGUCAUGGGGCCCCUGUACCGCCUCCUCAUGCUGCUGCCAGGUCCAGAGUGUCUCAUGGGUCCCUGUACGGCCUCCCAUUGCUGCUGUCUCCUUCGCCACACUCUGCCAUGUGCCACUUUCAGUUCUCCUCACACUGCUGGUGGGUUCCAUUUUUUGUCAUAGGGUGCUGUAUGGCCUCCCAUUGCUGCUGCCUCCACCGCCACACUGUGGCUCCACACUCUGGUUUUGGCCCCGUGACUGCCCAAAUGAGUGAAGUGUGCGGUGAUUCUAAGAUCGACGGCACUCAUCUGCAUGUCAUACUGACUGACAGUAUUAUUUCUCUUCCCCAGCAGACUCCAAGGGCAUUUAAAUUAAAGGUACAGUGUUCUGCACUAAUAUAA
Messenger RNA from Staurois parvus, 479 nucleotides. Lineage: Eukaryota; Metazoa; Chordata; Amphibia; Anura; Ranidae. The record is from the annotation of a GenBank genome assembly.